This is a messenger RNA of Marmota monax (woodchuck), 411 nucleotides long. Its product is annotated as thioredoxin domain-containing protein 8-like. Gene Ontology annotation, biological process: spermatogenesis. NCBI's taxonomy places the organism in Eukaryota, Metazoa, Chordata, Mammalia, Rodentia, Sciuridae. The transcript has 6 exons. Gene Ontology annotation, cellular component: Golgi apparatus. The record is from RefSeq and is a predicted model, not a curated record. The coding region runs from base 1 to 411 and encodes 136 amino acids.
AUGCAGUUAAGAUCAGCGGAAGAGAGAGAUGAAUUCAAUACAUUUUUGAAAGAUGCUGGACGUCAACUUGUGGUAGUUGAAUUUUCAGCAAACUGGUGUGGUUUCUGCAAAGAGAUAUGUUCUGUUUUUCAUGACAUGUCUCUACAAUACCAAAACGUAAGGUUUGCUAUCGUGGAUGUGGACGAUUCUCCGGAGUUGGCUGAUGCUUGUCACAUUAAAGCAGUGCCCACAUUUCAGAUAUUCAAGAAAAUCCAGAAGGUAACUGUAUUCUCAAGAGUCAAAACAACAUUUUGCUGUAAUACAAGUGAAUCCAUGGCCGAGCAGGUAAGUGGAUCCACAGCCGAGCAGAUUUUUGAAUUUUAUGGAAUGGAUGUUAAAAGAUUGGAAGAGAAGAUUCAAGAGUUCAUGUAA